UGUGAUACUAUGGGAUUUACCGAUAGCAAGAUGAGUGAUUUGAACUUCCUGCCAAAGAAGCACACCAAUUUCAGUAUCGAAAACAUCCUGCUGAAGCAAAAGUCGGACUCCAGUGCUGGCAGGACGUUCGAGAUCGAACAGAAGGUGGACCUUACGGUGAAGACCUGCAUCAAGUACGAGCAGGAUGACCUCAAAGUGGCAACGGCGCCGUCCCCGUCGACGUCGUCUACUCUGCAGCAGACGCGUCCCCUGAACCGCGUUCUGGCCAAUCCCUGGUGCUCGCGGGGACCGUUAAUGUUUGACCCAAAGAUGAUGAUUAGUGGCGCGAAGGCGACCACAACGGCGACAGCUGCCCCAGCAUCGAUGGCCACGGCGACAUCCUCACUGGUCGAAGCCCCGCAACAGCUGAUCAAAACGGAAGUCGAGAGAAAAGUGGUGCUAAGCGCGUAUGCUAAUAGCAGUGUAAUUGAACGAAACAGAUUAUCUAUCAAUUAUCCCUAUCCGGUCGGGUUCUUCAACGCGUAUGCUGCGGCAGCAUCGAUCGCCACCCAUCAUCAUCAGCAGCAUCUCAAUCAUCAUCACCUGCACCAUCAGCAUCGACUGGAGCAACAAAGUGUCACAGUUCCGACGGUCUUGAACUCGUUCCAUCUGGAAAAGAGUGACGAAAAUCAGAACAGCAUCUUCCCGCUGACGACCAGCCUGUCCAACGGUAGCAAUAGCAACAGUAGUCACGGUAGCUACCCAUCGGACUCCACCCCCGCAAGCAAUCCACAGCAUCCAUUCUUUGGCCUAGAGUCCGAAGACUUGCUCAGCUAUGGAGAGUUGCGGUCUCCGAACGGAGCGGGGUCAUCUCCCGUCGGCGGAGCUGCGACAGCGUUUGGAUCGUUGGUGGGCUUGCCGGAGUUUUCGUUCCAGUGCCAGAUGUGUGAUAAAAUUUUCGGCAGCCAGGAUACGUUGAUGCUCCACGAGAAAACGCACAAGAGUCCGCGCUUCGAGUGCGAGGAAUGCGGCAAAGGGUUUUCCCAGCUGCGCAACUACAAGUACCACAUUUCGGUGCACCGCGGAACGAAGGAGUUCGCCGCCAAGUGUCCCGAGUGCGGCAAGGUGUUCAACGAUAAGGGCUACUUGAGCUCGCACCUGAAAAUCCACCGCAACAAGAAGGAGUACGCGUGUCCGCACUGUCCCAAGUCGUUCAACCAGCGCGUCGCCUUUAACAUGCACGUCCGCAUUCACACUGGAGUUAAACCUCACAAGUGCAACGAGUGUGGAAAGCGAUUUUCGCGGAAAAUGCUUCUCAAGCAGCACCUGCGAACGCAUUCCGGGGAAAAGCCCUAUCAGUGUUCCGUUUGCGGCAAAAGCUUCGCGGACCGCAGCAACAUGACGCUGCACCACCGGUUACACUCGGGCGUAAAACCGUUCGCCUGUCCCGUGUGUCCGAAAGCGUUCACCAAGAAGCAUCAUCUUAAAACCCACAUCAACUAUCACACCGGCCACAAACCGUACACCUGCCCGCACGCCAACUGCGGCCAAACCUUCACCCAGUCGAGUAACAUGCGGACCCACGCAAAAAAGUGCCAGUUCAAGCCACCGGAACAGGCUUGA
Molecule: messenger RNA, 1602 nt
Organism: Culex quinquefasciatus (southern house mosquito)
Lineage: Eukaryota; Metazoa; Arthropoda; Insecta; Diptera; Culicidae
Product: zinc finger protein 41
Exons: 4
Coding region: 10-1602 (530 amino acids)
Biological process (GO): regulation of transcription by RNA polymerase II
Cellular component (GO): nucleus
Molecular function (GO): RNA polymerase II cis-regulatory region sequence-specific DNA binding; DNA-binding transcription activator activity, RNA polymerase II-specific
Source: RefSeq, a predicted model, not a curated record